Molecule: messenger RNA, 3258 nt
Organism: Prosopis cineraria
Lineage: Eukaryota; Viridiplantae; Streptophyta; Magnoliopsida; Fabales; Fabaceae
Product: ribonucleases P/MRP protein subunit POP1
Exons: 11
Coding region: 449-3043 (864 amino acids)
Biological process (GO): tRNA 5'-leader removal
Cellular component (GO): ribonuclease MRP complex; nucleolar ribonuclease P complex
Source: RefSeq, a predicted model, not a curated record
UCAAAUGGGCCAUAUACGGAUACGGGCUGGCCCAACCCGUUUCGUGCAAAACGGGACGGGCUAUGGGCGGCCCCUUGAGCCAGAACGUCCUCCACAUUGCACAGACCUAGCUGCGAACCAAUUAGCACUAGGGUUUCCUUCCCGCUUGACAAACGAGAAAGCAAUGUGAUCCGAAGACUUGAGUGUUACAAUUAAAUCCUCAAGAGAGUGCAUGAAAAGUUCAUGGACAAAAGGAAGCAUCUCUAUGAGAAAUAGCGCCAUAGAGCUCCAAGCAAUCCAUUUCAAUCACAGUUUUAAAGCUUAAAACCUAGUGUCUUCUUCCUUCGAUUAAAACCAAUUUCAUACAACCUGUAAGUGAGGUUUGUUUCUUUCCUCAUUUCAUCAGUAGCUAACUAUCUGAACUUGUCUGAUACUGCCAUCUCAGUCGUCACCUUGUGAGUUAUGUAAGAUGCGUACUGAAGGAAGCAACCGCUCACGAGCUUCAGCAGCUAUACCUCCUCGCAAAAUCAAUGUGCAGAAAUAUGCAGAAUCUCGAGCUCUUGAGCUUGAAAGUCUCCACUCUAUUAUAGCGAAACGAUUAAAUAGUGAUUUUAGGUCCCAAAGAAACAAGAGAAGAAGAACAACUGCAUAUGAUAACCAAAAUGCUAGAAAGCGUUGUAGAAGAAAAAGAAGAAAAUUGGAAACACUUGAUACCAGCCAUUCUCCUGUUUUGGAGAAGGAGCAGAUAAAUAAGCUGCCUAGGCGUGUUCGACGGAGACUGGAACUCAAAAUGAACCUAGAGAGUGGCUUUUGCAGUUCGGGUGAUGGAACUAAGAGGCUGAGAACUCAUGUUUGGCAUGCUAAGCGGUUCACCAUGACCAAGCUUUGGGGUUACCACCUUCCUCUAGGUCUGCAAGGCAGGGGAAGGGGUUCAAGGGCACUUUUGAAAAGGCUUAAACAAGGGGUGCUUGUACAUGAUGCAAGCUAUUGUACUGCCCUCCAAUUGGAGGGUCCAGAGGAUUCCUUGAUUUCAGUAUUAAGAAUGGUACUGAUGCCUUCCCCAAACACAGAUGACGGAAAUAAUGAUGAUUCUGUUCUUUCUGGUCUCACCUAUGGGACUGCUAUGCUUUGUGGAGUAGGAGAACCUUCUCAUGUGAUUGCUCCUGUGACCUAUAUGUGGCGAUCAGUUUUCCAUCAAGAUAUGAGUUUAAAGCUUGAUGGUGUACAGCAUAGGACUUCCUGUAGACAGCAUGACAGAAGUGAUGAAGCAAGCAGACAUGACAUUGAUGAACGUGAUAAGUUUGACAGUAUGAGACCUAGUCCUUCCUUUAGACAACUUUGGGUUUGGAUACAUGCUUCUGCCUUUGGAGAAGGAUAUGAUAUGCUAAAGCUAGCCUGCCAUAAAGAGAUGGAAAAGGGGGGCACUGUGAUCAGAUGUGUUUCUCUUGAUGGCCAACUUGCGAAAUUAGAAUUAAUGGGAUCAGAGGCACUUCAACUUCUUCAAAAGAUAUUGCAUCCUGUGACAGGAAUUGCAGAGAAUCAUUGGCAGUUGAAAAAACAUGUGGCUACAGAGGAGGAUUGUAUUUCUCAGAAUAACAGAUCACCUAUAUCUAAAAGUGAGGAUCAUUUUUCUUAUCAUGCACUGUUAUCUCUUAAUGUCAAGGAUCCUCGACUAUUGCCCAAGAAAAAUACUAGAGUCCCAAUGGAGCCAACUUUGAUUGAGGCAUUGUGUGAUGCACCACAAGGUAAACGUGAGGAGCUUCUUGACACAGAAGGGAUAUUAGUGAAGAAUGAAGACUUACCCUCAUCUUCAUUGACAAAACUUGAAGGCCACCAGUACAGCAAUGGUGAUUUGUGGGGUGCUACUACCCGAGUAUUAAGGCCCCCUUUUGAAGACAGUGUCAUUUCUAAGGAGAAACAUUGCAAACGCAUUAUCAAUUUUUGCCUUGAUGAUGAAAAUUUCAGUGAUGUGAACUUUUUAUUGAAGGAGCAGUGCUCAAGAUCUUGUCCUAUUCUGCUUUUGAAAAAUGAUAAGAAGGAAUUGGUUAUAGGAUGGUCUUUAAUACUUCCUCUGAGUUGGGUCAAAGCCUUCUGGAUUCCUCUCAUCUCUAAUGGGGCACUUGCAGUAGGUUUAAGAGAGAAGCACUGGAUUGCAUGUGAGAUGGGGAUACCAUUUUUUCCAUCCGAUUUUCCAGAUUGUAAGGCGUAUUCUUGCUUAAUGACAGCUAAAGCUGCUUCACUUGACCAUAAAGCAGAACUUUGCCCUCCGUCCACAAGGCCUUUGAGAGUUCCAAUGCCACCCCCAUGGAGUAUUAUUCGGAUCAGUAUUAACAAAGAGACUGGUAAAGCUGAAGCUUAUAAUGCUUCAACAGGGGAAACGGCACCUAAUGCCAAUUCAUCACCAUACUCUUGCAAUGAACGCUAUAAAAUUAUAUCAUCUGAGUGUGAUGGUAAUCUGUUUGGUGGAAUUGUAGUGAGGACAGGUUGUAUGCUGAUUACAUUCCUUGAUGAAAUCCAAGCUGGUCAAUUGCUUUUGUUUCCCCAAGUUGCACAUGAAAAGGCUAGAGCCUACAAGUCCGUGAAGGUUGAGGCAAAGCUUGAUUUAAGCCAUAGAAACUUUGAUAUUUAUGACCCCAAGCUAUGCUUUCUUAGAGUUUGUCUCCGCCCUUAUAAGGAAGGCACUUUUGAAGAGGGAGCACUUGUUUGCGCACCUUUCCCUUCUGAUAUAUCUUUGAGGAUUUCAAGUUCAGAGAAAAGCAAGAUGGUUGAGUGUGAUAGGGGAUUGCAUAUUUCAGAUGAGUCAAUUGCCAAAGAGUCUCAUCGAUGGCCAAUUGGCUUUGUUACAACACCAACUGUUCAAGGAAGCAAGAAGCUAGUUGCAGAGGGCUUCUGCGAAGCCGUCUUACUAGCUCGCUUAAGAGAGGAGCAAUGGAAGGAGACACCUCCCAAGCGAAGGAGAAUGGAAAUAUACGUCCUUGUGAGGAAUCCAAGAUCUUCGGUAUAUAGACUUGCCCUUGCCUCUAUUGUCCUGGAGCAUCAACAAAAUGACCUUGAGUUUUUGUAGGGAUUGAGAUCUAAUAUAGGACUAGUUGUUUAUUUAUUAUUAUUAUUAUUAUUAUUGGCCUAAAAGAAGAUAUCUUGAUAGUCUUGUAUUGUUUCUUUUUCAUGGUUACAAUAGAAUUAUGAUUCCUUACUUCCAUUGGAUACUGAUCCAAGGUUAAGGUAAAUUAUUGCUAUUGAGAUGUUUUUUAAUGUUAAAUCUGUCAUUUAACUGUGUUA